GUUUAUUAAGUCAAGCCCCCCACGAUAGACUACGGUCCUCUCGCGAUCCGCGGUCAUAAAGAGGGUAGCGGUUCGCGCGGUUCCAUCAGUACCACCUCGAACGCACAACAGUGCUCACACGCAAAAGAACGCAUAUAGACAUAUAGACAUGAUCGUGGUUUCAGUAUUAUGCGUAAUUGUGAUGGUGCUCUUGGUAAAAUUGUGGGCUACCAAAAUACGAAAGCCCAAAACCGCCAAACCUAUUCCCGGUCCAGAACCCUGGCCGCUAAUAGGAAGUCUCCAUCUUCUUGGCAAGUACGAAACACCUUUCGAAGGCUUUACCGCCCUCAGCAAAAUUUACGGAGAUAUCUUUAGUAUCACAAUGGGAUCCACUCCCUGUGUUGUAGUCAAUAAUUUUGAUCUUAUAAAGGAAGUGUUAAUUACCAAAGGGGGCGAUUUUGGAGGAAGACCUGAUUUUAUGAGAUUCCACAAACUGUUCGGUGGAGACCGAAAUAACUCUUUGGCUUUAUGUGACUGGUCUGUUCUUCAGAAAACCAGAAGGAGCAUCGCAAGAACGUACUGCUCCCCCAGAUUUACUUCUCUUCAAUAUGCUACUGUAAAUACUGUAGGAGCUAAUGAACUAGAUGCAUUUAUGACCGAAAUGCAAAAGCUUCCUCUAAACACACCCGUAGAUAUAAAGCCAGUAGUACUAGCAGCAUGCGCAAACAUGUUCUUGCAGUAUAUGUGCUCUACAAGUUUUCCUUAUGACGAUCAACAAUUUAAAAAAGUUGUGAGAGAUUUUGACGAGAUUUUUUGGGAGAUUAACCAGGGAUAUGCGGUCGAUUUCUUACCUUGGCUAUUGCCAAUGUACAGUAAACACAUGAGCAAGUUAUCCCAGUGGGCUGCGGACAUUAGAGAAUUUAUUUUGGCAAGAAUUGUUCAAGAUCACGUUAAUACUUUAGACUACCAUGCACCACCAAGAGACUUCACAGAUGCACUGUUGAUUCAUUUACGAGAUGAUCCGAAUAUGGAAUGGAAUCACAUAAUCUUUGAACUUGAAGAUUUUAUUGGGGGCCAUUCAGCUAUCGGAAAUUUAGUCAUGAUGAUUUUGGCAUCAGUAGUAAAAUAUCCAGAAGUGGCAAAGAAAAUUCAGGAGGAAGUUGACGAAGUGACUAGAGGACAGCGAUACGUAAACCUCUUUGAUAAAGCUGCAAUGCCGUACACUGAAGCUGUUCUAUGGGAAACAUUGCGAAAAGGAUCUUCGCCUAUCGUUCCCCAUGUUGCUUCAACUGACACCGAAAUAGAAGGUUACCCUAUUAAACGUGGCACGAUGAUAUUUUUGAAUAACUAUGAAUUAAAUUUGAGUCCGCAAUAUUGGGACGAACCAGAAAAAUUUAAGCCCGAGCGAUUCCUUUCACCGGCAGGAAAUGUUGUGAAGCCCGCACACUUCAUUCCUUUCAGUACUGGAAAAAGAACUUGCAUCGGUCAACGUCUAGUCCAAUGUUUUAGUUUUAUUAUUGUGUCCACGCUGCUGCAAAACUACAACAUAACUCCAGGCUCAGAAAUAAAAAUCAAGCCUGGAUGUGUGGCCGUACCUCCAGACUGCUUUAAGGUAAUUUUGAUACCACGAAACCUCAAAUCAAACUAAAAUCUCAGAAAUCCUAAAUAAGCGUUUGUUAAACCGCUUUGUCAGAAUGACAAAAUUUACUUAAUUAGUCCCUGCAAAAGACUAAAAAACUUUUUAAGACUGGAGUUGCUAAGCCACAUCAUUUGUAUAAUUAAGAAUCAUAAGGUAACAAUUUUCAUAUGGUAUAAGCAUCACUUUUCAUCAAAACAUUAACAGGAGUAUCAUGUAACACUCCUAACAAACACAUUAUUUAUUUUCAUAUUAAUCAUACCCUUGUAUAUACACCGAGAAAUAUCUUUUGAAUGUCUUGUGGUAUUUUUGACUCGUAUUCUAUAUACUCUAGAUCACAGGACAAACAGUUUUUUCUAUUAUUUAUUUUAAGUUUUUAAUGUAGAUUUGCACCUGGCAGAAGAUAUGACGAAGUUCUAAUUAUGAGAAUGUAAUUUUUUCAUGAUAUUAAUUGCAUUUAACUAGGAUUACUCUCUGUCAGUUGUGUUGUUAAUUGUUUGAAUCUGUUUUACAAAAGCUUUGAUAUGUUAAUUACUUUUUUCCGUAUUAUCGACUAAGCUGUUGACUUGCAAUAUUUAAUAUUUUUGUAAGAAACGUGUUUUUUAGCAAUUGACAAUUUUAGCAAUUAUAAUAAAUCGACACAUUACUGAUAAGAAUCCGUUUUUGUCAGUAUUACUAAACCUUUGUUUAAAUAUAUUGACCACACGAUGAUUUUCAGGCAACGUUAAAAUAUCUAAAAUAUAUUCUGAUUAAAUAUUUCACUAUAUCGUUGAGCCAAUUACGCACAGUAUGUAGCAGUAAGUUAGCUGCAGUCCACCAUAAUAGGCAUACAGAAUUAAUUGUAUGGUAGUUAUGGUCGACAGAGUGAUUUUAGAUAUACAGGACACAUCAUGUAGUGUGUUUCAAUCUUUUGUAAGAUAUUGUUUGUAGAUAUUAGUAAUAUAAUAGUUUAUAAAUGUUCCCACGACAGAGACUAAAUAAAUUUGUAUUUUUGACAUAA
Molecule: messenger RNA, 2615 nt
Organism: Dendroctonus ponderosae (mountain pine beetle)
Lineage: Eukaryota; Metazoa; Arthropoda; Insecta; Coleoptera; Curculionidae
Product: cytochrome P450 307a1
Exons: 2
Coding region: 149-1627 (492 amino acids)
Molecular function (GO): monooxygenase activity; oxidoreductase activity, acting on paired donors, with incorporation or reduction of molecular oxygen; iron ion binding
Source: RefSeq, a predicted model, not a curated record